Neltuma alba is the source of this 1733-nucleotide messenger RNA. Its product is annotated as calmodulin-binding receptor-like cytoplasmic kinase 2. Gene Ontology annotation, molecular function: ATP binding; protein kinase activity. The record is from RefSeq and is a predicted model, not a curated record. The transcript is spliced from 6 exons. The coding region runs from base 80 to 1405 and encodes 441 amino acids. NCBI's taxonomy places the organism in Eukaryota, Viridiplantae, Streptophyta, Magnoliopsida, Fabales, Fabaceae. Gene Ontology annotation, biological process: protein phosphorylation.
CGGCACUUGAAUGAAGAGUUGAAGAACCGAAGGUCUCCUUUCUUACAGCUAAUGCUUCCACGCCAAUUGUCCCCGCCAAAUGAAAAGGCCAAGUUCCCGUUCACGUCGCCAGAGUUCCGGCUCCGGCUACAGCACACCCGAACACCGCCAUAUCUACUCCUCCAGCUAUGAUUCCUCCAGUGUCACCAUCCACAGGUCAAACUCCUCUUGGAACCCAGUCGCGGUUGCGGCCAGAUCAGUGGCUGCGGUUUUUGUUGGUUGCUUCACCCCACCGGAUGAGAGUAACUCCAGGAGCUUCGUGGAUUCUCAGGAGUUCAAAGCUUCCUCUUCAUCCUCCGUUGUAUCUGAUUCUUCGGGAACCGGUAGUCAGAGAACGCAUAGUUCAAAUAGACGAAUCAGUUCCAGUUCAUACAAGUCAACUCAGGGAAAUGAUCCUAGACCUCUGAAUUUCACCCUGGAGCGUAUCUUCCAAGCCACAAGAAACUUCUCCCCCGCUUACAAGGUCGGUCAAGGUGGUUUUGGUACAGUGUACAAGGCAAAUCUCCAGAAUGGAACUGUUGUUGCAGUAAAGCGUGCCAAAAAGAGUUUAUAUGAGAAGCAUUCGGGUGUUGAGUUCCAAAGUGAGAUCCAAACGUUAUCACGGGUUGAACAUUUGAAUUUGGUCAAGUUCUAUGGAUAUUUAGAGCAAGGAGAUGAAAGAAUUCUUGUUGUGGAGUAUGUCCCAAAUGGAACCCUUAGAGAGCAUUUAGAUUGCAUUCGAGGGAACAUUUUGGACCUUGCUUCUCGUCUAGACAUUGCGAUUGAUGUGGCUCAUGCUAUCACCUAUCUUCAUAUGUAUAUAGAUCAUCCUAUUAUUCAUAGAGACAUUAAAUCCUCCAACAUUCUUCUUACUGAAAACUUGCGAGCGAAGGUAGCAGACUUUGGUUUUGCUAGACAGGCACCUGACAGUGAUUCUGGUGCGACCCAUGUAUCCACCCAAGUUAGAGGAACUGCUGGCUACUUGGAUCCUGAAUAUCUCAGAACCUACCAACUGACUGAGAAGAGUGAUGUCUAUUCAUUUGGCGUUUUACUUGUUGAACUUGUCUCAGGUAGACGUCCCAUUGAACCAAAAUUUGAACUGAAGGAGAGAAUAACUGCAAAAUGGGCUAUGAAGAAAUUCAUUGGCGGUGAUACCAUCUCGGUGUUGGACCCGAAACUAGAUCACACUGCCGCAAAUAAUCUGGCGCUAGAAAAGAUACUUGAACUAGCCUUGCAGUGUUUGGCACCUCAUAGACAAAACAGGCCUAGUAUGAAGAAAUGCGCCGAGAUCCUUUGGGCCAUCCGCAAGGAUUACAGAGAGCUAUCAGCUUCAGAUUUUCGUUCAUUUUCCUCUUCUUCCCAGAGGAGUGCAUCAAUAAAAGAGUGAGAAACGCAAAAAGAUUUCUUUGAAGGAUAAAUAAUAUGCAUUCGUCAAAAAACCUUAGGUUCAUUGAUCUCUAGUCCUUGAAAUUGAUAUACACAAAUUGUUCCUUACAAGUAACAAACUCAUCACAAGUUAUUUACAAGGAUUAGCGGGUGCAUUGACAUGCCAGAGCUAAAUCGAUGUAAUAAUUCAGGGGCCAAUCAGUUGGUUUAGAAUACAGGUGUAAGUGGAUAUACUGGUAAUUUUAUGGAACUUGUAGAUAGCAUUUUUGUUCCAGAAAAACCUGUCUUUUGCUUUCUGUGAUCUUUUAACUUGCCUUCUUUUGAAGAAA